Messenger RNA from Epithele typhae, 474 nucleotides. RefSeq lists its product as uncharacterized. Gene Ontology annotation, molecular function: GTPase activity; nickel cation binding. The record is from RefSeq and is a predicted model, not a curated record. The transcript is spliced from 3 exons. NCBI's taxonomy places the organism in Eukaryota, Fungi, Basidiomycota, Agaricomycetes, Polyporales, Epitheliaceae. Bases 1 to 474 code for a protein of 157 amino acids.
AUGUCCCCGCCUUCUCCUCUUCCGCACGCGCUCACCACCACCUCGGCGCUCGCCGGUGCAGGCAAGCAUGCGGAGCGCGACAUGGUCGUCUACACCUCCCUCAGCUUGGAGGAGGGGCUUCACGGUCGGCAUCAUCAGGUGCGUUCCCUCUCGGUUCUCCUUGGGUCUGGCAAGACGGUCCUUGUGCACGGGCUCGGCAAGAAGCCCUGCGCGGAUUUCGACACCGCGAUGGCAAUGAACAACACCUUCACCCGCGGGGACCAGGAGUCCCUGAUUAAGCACCGCACCCUUCCCCCCGGCCACGUCCUGGCAAUCAAGACCGGGGGAUGCACGCACGCCGCGAUCCGUGAGGACGUCGGCACGAACGUCGGCGCACUCGAGGCCCUCCCAGCCGGCUUCGCGCCCUCACUCCCCACUGGACAGCUUCCUCCUCCCACAUCUCCACGAAUACCACUCGGUUUGGACUGCGUCUAA